Messenger RNA from Cryptotermes secundus, 1809 nucleotides. Its product is annotated as neuropeptide CCHamide-2 receptor. Lineage: Eukaryota; Metazoa; Arthropoda; Insecta; Blattodea; Kalotermitidae. The record is from RefSeq and is a predicted model, not a curated record. The transcript is spliced from 3 exons. Gene Ontology annotation, biological process: G protein-coupled receptor signaling pathway. Bases 137 to 1726 code for a protein of 529 amino acids. Gene Ontology annotation, molecular function: G protein-coupled receptor activity. Gene Ontology annotation, cellular component: membrane.
AGAUAUGGGACAGGUCCUAAGACACUUCCUUAAGAGAGUGGAACGCCCCUCUUUCAUGGGCGACACCGGUAUUCUUCCUAGAAGUCGCCAUUUGCGACUGGGCGCUCCGUAGCCACUCGGUGCCUGGCGCUGAAACAUGGGGUGCUUUGCCUUGUUCUUCGACACGUUGGUGUCCUUGCCUCUUCUGGCACUGGUAGUCGCCGCUGUAAUAUCUGCUGGUAUACCAUAUGGACCUGUUAGCAAUCCGGACAAUACUAAACACCUCCGUGAAUCCAAAUGUCUCAACAAAACAUAUGAAUCGGUCUGGAAUUCUGUUAAACAGUUCUUAGAGACCGGCGACAUGACAAGCGGUGAACUGGCUGUGAAGUGGACAGAUAACUACGCACACUGUUUUCAAGCGAUGGCCGCAGGAGGUACAUUUUCUCAGUAUAUUUCGUUUCAGUCUGAGCUACGAAACCGAGAACUAGGCUGUACAGAAGUUGGAUUUAAAAUAAUCAAAGAGAUUUACGAACUGGCAAAAAUGAAUAUUCAUAUUAGGGAGUAUGGUAAGAAAGAACAGAAUCUGACAGAACAAGACACGGGAGAGGACGUGUAUGAAUGUAUAAACGAACUAACAUCCUUGCUAAAGGAUUCUAUCACUGAACAUAAGUUACUCUUGCAAAAAGUCACGUAUGUGCAUUCUCUAAUGCAGUCUUGCAUGAUUAGUUCUUUUAAUGGUUCUUGGAUCUGUAUGUUGCUUUCUGAAGAAGAAUGGAAGAAGCAAAUCAGCAACAAGACAGACAAGUUGAAACAUUACGAACACAAAUGUGAAGAAUUGAAAAAUGAAAGGUUUUUCGGCUACUAUGUGAACCCGGUGAUUUACAGUGUGAUAUUUCUUGUUGGUUUGGUGGGCAAUGGAAGUGUAUUAUUAAUAUUUGCAGUAGAAAAGGAUGUGCGAACGAAACCCAAUGUCAUGAUACUUAAUCUUGUUGUUGGCGACACACUCAAUUUGCUGAUAAAUAUUCCUCUGCAUUACGUGAUACAUUAUUCUUAUAUACUGAGUCCACUGACUGGCUUUUCGUGCCACCUGCUCGCCAUGACUCGUUUCUUGUUUUUCGCGGUUAGCGCCCUGUCUGUGGUAUCACUGAGUGUCCAGCGUUACUGCAUAGUUGUACACACACCGUGGCGACAUCACACGUCCAGAAUUCUUGUGUUGUAUAUCCUGAGUGUGUGGGUGCUAGCCAUCUUCGUCUCCUUACCAGAAACUUUGAUCAUCACUGAACAGAAAGGAAUGUGUCUCGUGUAUAACGCGAGGAACGGGAAUAUCGUCUUACUGUUAAGGUUUCUAUUUUACUGCGUGGCGUGCCCAUGUAUUAUGGUUAUACUCAGUGUCAUCACCGCGAGGCGGCUGUGCAGUAGCACCCGAGACGUUCCGAAUCAGUUAUGCAACAGUAGAUUGGAGCGCUCUCGCAAAAGGAGUGCAAAAGUUCUAAGAAUCCUGGCUCUUGUUUUCGUUAUUACUUACAUACCGACUUUCACGUGGAACUUCGUGAGCUGUUGGUUUCAAGAUGCACUGACAGCGCUCCCUAACAUUGUGACUGCUUCUAUCGAUAAAGUGUCCUACCAUCUCUUAUUCCUGAACGUGUGCUGCAACCCGGUAGCGCUGUACACUGCUAGCAGUGCGUUCAGGAAACCACUAGAUAGGUACAUUCUUCGCUGUUGUAAUAAAGUGCACAGAAAACCAUAGAGUUCCAGUCAGUGCGUUUGUAUUGAUUGAUCAGUAACUGUCAGAUGACAGGUCCACAGUCUCUUCCAAAACAGUUCCUCCAC